AUGGGUUUCAACUUCAUCUCUCUCCUUUUUCUUCCACUUCUAUCAGUGUUCAUCUUGUCGGGAUCCGAGCAGGCCUUUGCUUCGGACAACACACUCCUCGUGAAUACCAACCACCGCAACAGCACGGCGGCCGGUGGGUUGUCGUCACUGAGGGGGAAGAAGCAGAGAAGUGGAUGUAACUUAUUCCAAGGCCGAUGGGUUUUUGAUGCUUCUUACCCUUUGUAUGAUACAUCCUCGUGUCCUUUCAUCGACGGCGAGUUUAACUGUGGCAAGCGACCUGACAAACAGUUCCUCAAGUACUCAUGGCAACCUGCAUCUUGCAGCAUCCCAAGGUUCGACGGUGCGGCGUUUCUGAGGAGAUGGAGAGGGAAGCGAGUCAUGUUCGUGGGAGACUCACUGAGUCUGAACAUGUGGGAAUCGUUGGGUUGUAUGAUACAUGCGUCGGUACCAAACGCCAAGUACACUUUUCUCAAGCGUACCCCACUCUCUACUAUCACAUUUCAGGAAUAUGGAGUGACGUUAUAUCUAUACAGAACACCAUACAUAGUGGAUAUAUCCAGAGAGAAAGCAGGACGUGUGCUUAACCUUGGGGCUAUUGAAGGAGGUGCUAAUGCUUGGAAAAACAUGGACGUUCUUGUCUUUAAUUCUUGGCAUUGGUGGACUCAUAAAGGAAACUCUCAAGGGUGGGAUUACAUUAGAGAUGGGUCGUCUUUGAUGAGAGACAUGAACCGUCUGGAUGCUUUCUACAAAGGACUUAGCACUUGGGGUCGAUGGGUUGACCAAAAUGUCGAUACCACCAAAACCAAAGUUUUCUUCCAAGGCAUUUCUCCCACCCACUAUGAGGGAAGGGAAUGGAACGAGCCAAGAAAGAGUUGUACUGGACAAAUGCAGCCGUUAGGUGGAUCAAAUUACCCAAGUGGCCAGCCUGCAUCAGCCGGAGUUGUGUCCAAAGUAUUGGGAGCGAUGAAAACGCGUGUGUACUUGCUUGAUAUCACCACUCUGUCUCAGCUGAGAAAAGAUGCUCAUCCAUCUACAUUUGGUGGCGAUGGAGGAAAUGAUUGUAGCCAUUGGUGCCUCCCAGGGCUGCCAGAUACUUGGAACCAACUUCUCUACGCAGCUCUGUCGAUGUGA
Messenger RNA from Eruca vesicaria subsp. sativa (arugula), 1131 nucleotides. The record is from the annotation of a GenBank genome assembly. NCBI's taxonomy places the organism in Eukaryota, Viridiplantae, Streptophyta, Magnoliopsida, Brassicales, Brassicaceae.